AUGUUUGCGGCCGAUCUAUCAUGGCAGAUGGGCGAAAGCGUUGGACAGCGAAGAGAGCGGAAGGCGCGUGAACGUCCGUCUGGAACACCCUCAGUCAGGACUUCGAUGACCUCGAGGAGUUCCAGCUCAAACGAUCGGCAAGAAUGGUGGACGUCCGGACUAAACAAGAUCAAGGCCAAGACGUCCUCAAAAUCAUCGGGAAAAGGACGACCAGUAACAAGCCCAUCUUCGAAUUCCCAGCAGACAUCUGAUCCACCACCACUUCCACUCGUCCGCGAGACAAUUGCGAGAGACCGCCCAACAUGGGAUUCCGAGCUUCCACACCAUCUGAAGGAGCAAGUUCCGAACCCUGCAUACACGUUCUCGAAGUCGCUGUCGCCAACCUUGCCGUCUGGUGGUUCCAUGGACAUUCUGGAGUGCGACGUUCCCGAGCUCGAAGGUGACAUAUCAUCACGCUAUACGCACUCGAUCGUCUCUCAUAGAAGAACAAUUGUCCCAAGAAUUGAGACUCGCAUGGAUGAGGAUUACGGCCCCCAAAAGACCUCAAGUCUAGAUACUGCAAGGCAUAUCGAAGUCGAACCGAAAGUAGCAGCUUGCAGACCACUGGCUCAAUGGGACAGUCUCUCGCCCAUGAUGGUACCCAAGGAUUUCCGGAGAGUGUCGGCAUCUCGACCAGUCAAGGCCACUGGUACACAGCACAACACAAUCGUGCGAACGCGAUUCCAGCGUUUCAUGCAGAGGCUCGAAAGUGCGGGACCACAACUUGUCUUAGACCGGAUGAAGGAAUCCCAGCAAGAUUCUGCGGAUUCGGAAGAGGAAUUACUCGAACAACAGCUUUGGUUAUUGACAGGGUUCCAACUGCAAAAUUUAGGCAAGGCACGGGUCGUCCCGAAACCGCAGUGUGACACCGGCAAGAUCCUGGAACUCUAUGGUAACCUCUGUAACAAUGUGUCUUACCUGACGGUACGCGAAUUCGGAACUGUACCUUUGCCGUACCCAGAAGAUUAUUUCUCGCACAUCCGCGCAUCGACCUUGCCGUCUUUGGUCCCCUCCGCAAAGCUGCCCGAAUUGUUUCGAGAGUGCUAUAAGCUGCUCGCCCCAGGCGGUCUGCUUGAGAUCAGGAUCAUGGACGCGGCCCCUGUACGCAGGACGGCCGGUCCCAUGAUGCGAAUGUGGAUUGAAGACAGAUUGUCAGUUAACUUGGAAAAGCUUUUCCGUUGCUCGAAACCAUGCUCGCUAGUGUCUGGCUGGCUGGCGGAGGCAGGCUUUCAACUGAGUGAAGACAACGACCAGGGGCUUCAACUGCCGUGCGCUUUCGAUCCAACUUCAAAUGACGUUGAACAGGAGCUUUCGACUAUGAUAGGUCAAGCGCUGUGGAAAGACAUCUGGGGUCCAUUCGUUCAGGACUUUCCUGAUGAGCCAAAGUGGUGGUGGGAAGAAGAUAUCAUCGUGCAAGAGUGUCUGAAGAGGAAAACAGUGUUGGAAUGUCGCUCAUUGUAUGCGUACAAAAUAUGA
Messenger RNA from Didymella exigua CBS 183.55, 1515 nucleotides. RefSeq lists its product as uncharacterized. The transcript has 3 exons. The record is from RefSeq and is a predicted model, not a curated record. Bases 1 to 1515 code for a protein of 504 amino acids. Lineage: Eukaryota; Fungi; Ascomycota; Dothideomycetes; Pleosporales; Didymellaceae.